Messenger RNA from Clarias gariepinus (North African catfish), 2882 nucleotides. RefSeq names its product E3 ubiquitin/ISG15 ligase TRIM25-like. The record is from RefSeq and is a predicted model, not a curated record. Lineage: Eukaryota; Metazoa; Chordata; Actinopteri; Siluriformes; Clariidae. The transcript has 7 exons. Gene Ontology annotation, molecular function: protein binding; zinc ion binding. The coding region runs from base 130 to 1791 and encodes 553 amino acids.
CGGAAGCUGCUGCUGUCUGAGAAAAGCGAAACUUAUUCGUUUUUCGCUUAUCCCUAUUGGCACGACGUGCAUUUCUCAGUCCAGUGUGAGACCUCCUCAAAUCCACCCGUACUGCUUUAAAUAAGCAAAAUGGCUAAAGCUGAGAAAUCUUCCUAUGAAGAUCAGUUUCGUUGCUCAGUGUGCCUGGACAUUCUAAAGGAACCAGUUACUAUUCCUUGUGGACACAACUACUGCAUGAGCUGUAUUAAUGACUUCUGGUCAGGCUUGGGUCAGAACGCUGUGUACAGCUGCCCUCAGUGCAGGGAGACGUUUUCUCCAAGGCCUGCCCUGAAGAAGAACAGACUUUUGGCUGAAGUGAUGGAGAAAAUGGAAAAUGCUUCAGAUCAGGCUGGAACUUCUGAUCAGAAUACCUCGACAAGAGUAAAAUCGGAGUGUGACUUUUGCAUAGGAGCCAAAAACAAAGCAGAGAUGUUCUGUUUGCAGUGUUUAGCCUCGUACUGUGAGCUUCACCUCCAGCCUCACUACGAAUCUCCUGUUUUCAUGAAGCACAAACUUGUCCCGGUGUCCGCGCAAAUACAGAAAAACAUCUGUUCUCAUCACGGCAAACUGAUGGAUAUUUACUGUUGUGAUGACCAGCAGUGUAUCUGUUACAUGUGUAUGGUUGAAUGUCACAAAAACCACCAAACAUCAUCUGUGGAAUCUGAGAGGAUCAAACAUCAGGGUGCCUUGGAAACGACAAAGAUGGAGUGCCAGCAGAUGAUUGCUCAAAGAGAGGAAGGCCUAAUGAAGCUCACCAAGGCUGUGACAUCUAUUAAGAGUUUUGCACAGGCAGCAGAGGAGAACAGUGAGAGCAUGUUCACUGAGCUGAUCAACUCCAUGAAGAGAAGACGCUCAGAGGUGAAAACGCUGAUCAGAGCUCAAGAAAAGACCGAACUGAGUCGAGUCGAGGUACUUCGCCAGCCGCUGGAUCGUGAGCUCGCAGAGCUGAGGGCAAAAAUGACUGAAAUAGACCAGCUUUCAGCUACACACGAUCACAUCGAAUUCAUCAGGAAACACACAUCUGUUCAUUCCAUGCCCAUAUUUAAUGACUUGCCCUCCAUAACCUAUAUGACCCAUAAUCCUUCUGGAAACAUUUCCAUUUCUGAAGUCAAAGAACACAUUGAGGAUGUCUGUCAACAGGAAAUAGCAAGGAUAUCAAAAGAAGUUAUGGACAUCUAUAUUGUGGAGCCUUCAGAGCCAGAGACCAGAGAGGAUUUUUUGCAAUAUUUCUGUGAUCUUCAUGUGGAUCUGAACAGCAUCAAUAACAGCCUUUGUCUAUCAGAGGGAGACAGAAAAGUGACCCAGUCUCUUACAGCCCAGCAAUAUCCUGACCAUCCUGAGAGAUUUGACCACUUUGCAAAUGUCUUAUGUAAAGAAGUUCUUUAUGGCCGGUGUUACUGGGAAGCUGAGUGCACCGGUAAUGAUUGGUCUGUAGCAGUUUCAUACAAAGGAAUCUGGCGUAAAGGAGGCAGUAAUAAGUGUAGACUUGGGUUUAAUGCUAAGUCCUGGAGGUUGUCCUGCUCUAAGAAAGGAUAUUAUUUCAGACAUAACCAAAAAUUGAUCAGUCUUCGUCAGUUAAAUUCGACAACUGUUGGUGUGUACCUGAACCAAAGUGCAGGAACUCUGUCCUUUUACAGUGUUUCUGAACAGAUGACCCUUCUCCAUAAAGUUCAGGCAACAUUUACUGAGCCACUCUAUGCAGGGUUUGGGGUUGGUGGUGGCUCAGCUGUUCAAAUUCGGAAAAAAUGCUGAAAACAUUUAAAUUCAGAAAUACUUAGUAAUAGCCACAGUCUGCUUAACUACAGAAAUGAAAGUUAAAAUCAUAAUAUUGAACUUAAAAAACAAAUUAAAAGCUGAUGCAAUUCAUUUCAUUUGGAUUGUUUUAAAUAAUUAAUUUAUAAUAAAACAAUAAAAUCAAUAUUUUAUACAUUCCCAGGUUGCUAUACAAUGUGUAAUGUCUAUUCAUUAAUUUUUUCGACAAACAUCAGACAUGUACCUCAAAAUCAGUCACGGAUUAAAAGGCACAAAGCAAUAACUUACUUUUAUACUCACUCACCGCCUGUACCGCUCUAUCCUGUAUUCAUGGUCACAAGGGGCCUGUAGUUAUCCCAGGAGACUUGGGGCAUGAGGCAGGGUAUACCCUGGACAGGGUGCCAAUCCAUUACAGGGCACACAAACACAUAUUCAUUCAUACACUACGGGCAAUUUGGAAAUGCCAAUUACCCUAAUCCGCAGGGCUUUGGACUGUGGCAGGAAACCGGAGUACCCCGAGAGAAUCCACCAAGCACGAAGAGAACAUGCAAACUCCAUGCACAUAGAGACGGUAAUCGAAGAAAGUUUUAUCGAGAAUUUGGCUAUUCUGAAGCUUAAUGGCCUCAUGUUUAGGCCACAAUGAGGCAUUCUUUUUUUAAUAUUCUAUUAUUUAUGCUAUUGUGUAUACAACAGUUAGUUAAGGGACAUCGAUAAUAUAUGUUAAAAUAAUAAUAGUGGAUUGUUUAGGGGGGGGGGUUUGGUUAAAAAACUUUUUUAUUAAUAUGUUAUCUGAUAUACCAUACAUAAGUCCAGGUGAUUGUAAAACAACGGAUAAUUAUAAACGAUUUUACUAUAUUAAAACUUAUAUGAUAUCUGAAGCUAGUACAUGAGUCAUUCAUGAUAUGAUCCAUAGUAUUUCAUAUUUUGAUACUGCUGAGAUAUGCUUUAAAUAAUUAUAGUAAAAGUACUUUGGUUAGAUGAUUCCUAUUUAUCAAAACCCAAACUUUAUUACAGCUGUCAAAUGAAUUCUAAAAUAUAUUGUGAACUCAUUACCCUGGACUCCAAUAAAGCAACACAUUGAGGCAAAGCUC